Messenger RNA from Heterobasidion irregulare TC 32-1, 980 nucleotides. RefSeq lists its product as uncharacterized. Gene Ontology annotation, molecular function: SNAP receptor activity. NCBI's taxonomy places the organism in Eukaryota, Fungi, Basidiomycota, Agaricomycetes, Russulales, Bondarzewiaceae. The transcript is spliced from 4 exons. The record is from RefSeq and is a predicted model, not a curated record. Gene Ontology annotation, biological process: retrograde vesicle-mediated transport, Golgi to endoplasmic reticulum. The coding region runs from base 29 to 880 and encodes 283 amino acids. Gene Ontology annotation, cellular component: endoplasmic reticulum; SNARE complex.
GCCUCGAUAAUAGCACUUGUACCAAACAAUGAACAUCCACUCUAACGAUCAGAUGCUACAUGAUAGGAUCAACCUAGGGCGGCUUGUUAAGAGGCUCGAAACAUCCGUCGCACAGCCAGACUCGAACUAUGUCGGUGGGCAGGAAGCAUGGGUGAAGUCGCAGAGUAUGUUGCAGAAAAUCAAGUUCGCGCGUAAAUUACUGAGCAACUUGGCGUCCUUCAACGAGAUGGACUUAUCCUCCAAGUCUCGGCAGCGGAAUGAUGACCUCAGAAGAACUUUAGACCGACUGGAAAGCACUGCCGAAAGCUUGAGUGGACGUCUGUCCACGCCUUCGCCACGCCCCUCACCCUUGCUUCCUAGCAUCCCCUUACCUCUACUAUCUGCUAGAGGGAUUGAACAGCCUGUCACGCCUGCAUCGGCCAUAUCAACAGAUGGCGCGCCGCUCGCACCACCUCCAGAGCAGGAUUUGCUGCUGAGUCCCGCUGAUGAUGACCCCAUCGUUCUAUCAGAGCCGACACUCACAAAUUCCGGCAGUACUCUCUUCCUUCCCUCGUCUACUAAAGCCGCAACGACUCCAUCCCCGGCAUUCCUCCAGAACUCGUCGGUGAUCCAGCACGAGCUCUCCGCGCAGCUCGCCCAGAUGGCAGGUCAGCUGCGGCGAAAUGCCGUGCACUUCUCGGAGGUGCUUGCACGGGACCAGGCCAUCAUGAGCGAUGCGGAAGAGAAGAUCGGCGCCAACUUCGACGUGAUGAAGAAGGAGCGCGUGCGGCUGCGGGACCAUAGAGGGAAGAGCAUGGGCACGACGUGUAUCACUCUGGCUAGCAUCAUUGCAGUCGUGAUCGCCUUCAUCUGGAUGUUCUUCGUGAUUCGUCUCACGUAGGGUUUACUAUGGUUUGACUGAGACCUAAGACGCACUUUAUGCAUACACUUCAGGCAUCUAUUAUUUCCAGCCGAGCAAAUGUAUAUUUGUUAGUGAGCUG